CGCCACGAGCACCUCGUGCAAGUGUCAGUUUCCCGCAAAGAUGGCCGUGUCCGGCAGAGCUCUGGCGCUCAUCUUCUGCUUCCUCUGUUGCUACGCUCCCGCUCCGUCCUCGGCCGCCGCCGCCGACUUCCUCCAGUGCCUCUCGGCGUCCGUCCCGAGCCACCUCGUGUUCACGCAGAGCUCGCCCUCGUUCAUCUCUGUCUUGGUCUCGUCCAUCAGGAACCCUAGGUUCUUCACGCCCGGCACGGUGCGGCCGCUCUGCAUCGUCACGCCUACCAACGCCUCCCACGUCCAGGCCGCUGUGCUGUGCGGCCGCAGCCACGGCGUGCGCCUCCGCGUGCGGAGCGGCGGGCACGACUACGAGGGGCUCUCGUACCGGUCGGAGCGCCCCGAGGUGUUCGCGGUGGUGGACCUCUCCAGCCUCCGCGCCGUGCACGUCAACCAGGCCGCGGCCACCGCGUGGGUGGACUCCGGGGCCACGGUCGGGGAGCUGUACUACGCCGUCGCGAAGGCGGACCCGGAGCUCGCGUUCCCGGCCGGCGUGUGCCCGACCAUGGGCGUGGGCGGCCACUUCAGCGGCGGCGGCAUCGGCAUGAUGAUGCGCAAGAACGGCCUCGCCGUGGACAACGUCCUCGACGCCACACUAGUGGACGCCAGCGGGAGCAUCCUGGACAAGCAGGCUAUGGGGAGGGACUUGUUCUGGGCCAUCCGAGGCGGCGGCGGCGAGAGCUUCGGCAUCGUCUUGUCGUGGAAGGUGAGGCUUGUCAAGGUCCCACCGAAAGUGACGGUCUUCACCAUCACGAAAGCCAUUGACCAGGGCGCCGUGGACGCCGUGACCAAAUGGCAAACGCUCGCGCCGGCCCUCCCUGACGAGCUCGCCAUACGGGUGAUCGUCCAGAACCAACAAGCCCGGUUCCAGUCCCUGUACCUCGGCACGUGCGACCAGCUCCUGCCGGUGAUGAGCUCCCGGUUCCCGGAGCUCAAAAUGACACGCGCCGACUGCCGGGAGAUGAGCUGGCUGCAGUCCACGGUCUAUAUCAACUACGGCAACGCGGACAUGCCACUGGAGGUCCUCCUUAACCGGACGACCAGCCUGAGCACCUUCACGAAGAACAAGUCGGACUACGUGAAGCAAGCCAUCACCAAGAACUCGUGGCAGAAGAUAUUCCCCUGGUUCAACGGCCCCGGCUCGGGCCUCAUAAUCCUAGAGCCUCACGGCGGUCAGGUCAGCCGCAUCGCCGACGGCGACACGCCGUACCCGCACCGGAGCGGCGUCCUGUACAACAUCCAGUACAUCGCGUUCUGGUCGGGCGAUGGCAGGGCGUCGACGAGCUGGAUCAACGGUCUGUACAAGUUCAUGGAGCCAUUCGUGAGCAAGAACCCGAGGUCGGCGUAUGUCAACUACCGGGACCUGGACAUUGGUGAGAACGCGGUGGUCGGCGGUGUCACGAGCUACGACAGCGGCAGGGUGUGGGGCGAGAAGUACUUCGGGGCUGCAAACUUCAAGAGGCUGGCGAUCACCAAGGGGAAGGAGGAUCCGGGCGACUACUUCCGGAACGAGCAGAGCGUCCCGCCACAUGUCUCGAGCAAGUGAGCCAAAUGCCUAGUGGCCAAGUUAAUCCCACGAGUAGCCGUUCAAUUCUUGUAUAUUUGGAUGGUUGAUGCCUGUUGUGAAGGAUUGCUGCUAAAUAUCUCAAUGUAGUUAUUUUUUUCUUGGA
Molecule: messenger RNA, 1718 nt
Organism: Phragmites australis (common reed)
Lineage: Eukaryota; Viridiplantae; Streptophyta; Magnoliopsida; Poales; Poaceae
Product: berberine bridge enzyme-like Cyn d 4
Exons: 1
Coding region: 41-1594 (517 amino acids)
Molecular function (GO): oxidoreductase activity; FAD binding
Source: RefSeq, a predicted model, not a curated record